AGGAAAUGAAUCUCGAGCAGAAGCAAGCGCAACAAUAGCAAGCAAGCUAGAGCCUGUCCAUCGAAGCUGCAGGGAGAUCGUUCGAGAGAAUGUCGUCGGAAGCAGCAGCAGAGCAGCAGCUUCCCAGUUGCAUCGCCCUUCGGUCAAAAAGCAACGGUAAGUUCCUGCGGUAUGUGCACGGGCACGGGGAGGAGAAAUACAGGCAGCUGGAGCUCAGCGGCGAGGACGCCCUCAGCCUCUUCACCCGGUUCGACGUGGAGCCGUCCCGGCUGCACGACGGCCUCGUGCACAUCCGAUGUCGCUACAACCGCAAGUACUGGGUAGCUCGCCGUCACGACGACGACGGGUGGAUCGUCGUUGCCGGCGCCGACGAGCCGGAGGAGGACCUGUCCAAGCCGUCUUGCACCCUGAUUAAGGCUGUCCCUGUCGUCUCUUCAGAUGAUGGUGGCCGCGCCCGCGCUGCUGCUGACGCCGGUGAUCAGCCUCGUGAUCAAUCCGUGACGAUGACCUUCAGGAUGGUUCUCGCCGGCAGGCUGCAGCAGGCCGCAGCUGCAGGAAAGGACGACGAUGGCAGCGGGCGCAUGUCGUUGAGCGGCACUGGUACCGUGGGCUCGUGCUUGUGCGUUGGACGCCAGCAGCAGCAGCAGGUCGACGACGACGACGACGGCUUCAUCAUCUUCAACCUGUCCAACAGCAAGAGGUUGCUGCCUAGAGUCGUGGCGUUCAAGGGCAGCAACGGCAAGUACCUGGCCGCGCGCACGAUCCAAGGCCGCAACCACCUCGUCUUCGCGUCCGACGACGUCGGGGACGCGGCCGUGGCGCACGAGGUCGUCUACGUCGCCAACGACAUCCACGGCCGCUUCCGCGUCCGUAACAGGAACCUGUCCAGGCUCUGGAUCCGACCCCUCAACAUGAACUGGAUUAUUCUGGCCGCCGGCGCCGGCAGCAGCAACGACGAUGACCUGUUCGAGCUUCUCCAGGUGGGCGACGACUCGUUCGCGCUGAGGAGCACCAGAACCAUAUUUACCCCUGGGGGCGGCCCCAUGGCUUUCAGCGACAAUUUCUGCAUCAACCAGACAUCGCCGGCGGCGGCCUUGAUGAACGCUCUGGAGGCCGCCAGCAGCACCCUCCCCAGGGAAGCUCUGGUGAAGGUGGAGGCGGCGGUGAUGCACCGCGAGAUCAGCGACAUGGUCUACUUCCUCGACGAGGCCAGGGUGUACGACAGGAUGCCGGUGACGAUGGCCAUGGCCGACGCCGUCAACGACACCUCCGCACCGACCACUAAGAGGCUCACCAUAUCCUUCGAGGAGACGGAGACCACCCAGUGGGACGCCACCCUCGAGCUCACCCUCGGCUACACGGCCACCAUGAAGGUCGGGUUCCCCAAGCUCGGCCUCGGCGCCCAAGCGGAACUCUCCGCCGAGUUCUUCGGGUCCUACAACUGGGGCGAGACCGUCGUCACCACGGUGAAGAAGGCGGUCGAGUACGAGGUCACCGUGCCUCCCAGGACAAAGGUCUCCGUCCGGGUCAUGGCCACCAAGGCCACCUGCGACGUCCCCUUUGGUUACAUACAGAAGGACACCUUCACCGACGGAAGAGUUGAAACACGUCGAAAGCAGGAUGGCAUCUUCACCGGCGUCAACAGCUACAACUUCCAGUUCCAUGCCACGGAGAUGCCCCUGGAGCAAAGGCUUAUAAUGCAGCAGCACGCCUCUUGAUCGGCCGGAUUAAUUAAUUACUGCAUCGUAUUUAUCAAUUAUUGCUUAAGUACGUAAUAACGGUUCUGCUAUUCAGCAGCUAGCCGCCUGAGAAAUAAAGUUCCAGCAGUCGAUUUUGUUUUUCCGGCA
Brachypodium distachyon (stiff brome) is the source of this 1847-nucleotide messenger RNA. RefSeq lists its product as uncharacterized. Bases 90 to 1718 code for a protein of 542 amino acids. The record is from RefSeq and is a predicted model, not a curated record. The transcript is spliced from 2 exons. Gene Ontology annotation, cellular component: extracellular region. Lineage: Eukaryota; Viridiplantae; Streptophyta; Magnoliopsida; Poales; Poaceae.